Messenger RNA from Gryllus bimaculatus (two-spotted cricket), 300 nucleotides. Lineage: Eukaryota; Metazoa; Arthropoda; Insecta; Orthoptera; Gryllidae. The record is from the annotation of a GenBank genome assembly.
AUGGCAGGAUCUUCAUUUGAAGAUUAUGUAAAUGUUGAUGCUGAAAUUACAACUUCAGUAUUACCUACUGUGGAGGGGAGAAUAUCCCACCUGAAACAAGACGUUAGCAAAGACACAGAUCCAGAACCUGUCAUUCCGACAAUUGACAAAGCAAUGGAUGCAAUCACUACUUUGAGGCAAUUUAUUGAGAGCAAAUCAGGUGGUAAGGAUGCAUUCAAAGCAUUUUAUAUAGUGGAGAGUCAGGUAGCAGAAAUUCAUUUACAGAAAAAACAAAUGACAAUUUUAGAUUCUUUAAAAUAG